Molecule: messenger RNA, 5791 nt
Organism: Meriones unguiculatus (Mongolian gerbil)
Lineage: Eukaryota; Metazoa; Chordata; Mammalia; Rodentia; Muridae
Gene: Tchh
Product: trichohyalin
Exons: 2
Coding region: 1-4758 (1585 amino acids)
Biological process (GO): intermediate filament organization
Molecular function (GO): transition metal ion binding; calcium ion binding
Source: RefSeq, a predicted model, not a curated record
AUGUCUGCACUUAUAAGAAGCAUUGCUGAUAUCACUGACCUUUUCAAUCAAUAUGCCUCACAUACUUGUGAGGGAGCAUCACUAAGCAAGAAAGACCUGAAGAACCUCCUUGAAAGGGAACUUGGAGAUGUCCUUCAGAGACCACAUGACCCUGAGACGGUAAACCUGACCCUAGAACUUCUGGAUCGCGACUGCAAUGGGAGUGUUGAUUUCAACGAAUUCCUCCUGUUCCUUUUCAAGAUUGCUCAAGCUUGUUAUUAUGCUCUUGACCAGGCUGCAGGGCUACAUGAGAAAACAGCCCUGCCUAGUGAAAAGAGGAACCUGUCACAAGAUCUCAGGCAAGAAGACCAAAGGAGAUUCGAGCCCCGGGACAGACAAGCUGACGAAGAAUCUGGGCGCCUAAGCCGGCAGAAGAGACAUGAGCAGGAGGAGCGCGCUGAGGAACCCAGCAAGAGGCAGGAGAGACUGGAGCAGCGCGACAGGCAGCACCGAGACGAAGAGCAGCGACUGCAAAGGCGAGAACUACAAGAACUGGAGGAGCGCCUUGCAGAGAAAGACCCGCUAAGCUGGAGCAAAGGUCGUGACGCUGAGGAGUUUUCUGAGCAAGAAGAACAGCAAAGGAGAGAGAGGCAAGAAUUCAAGAGCCAGGGCCAGACCGAAGAGAGACGGCUGCAGAAGCGCCGGCAAGAAGAGUUACGGGAACCCCUGCUGAACCGCGAGCAGGAGCUGAGGCGAGAGCGCGAGCUGAGGCGAGAGCGCGAGCUGAGGCGAGAGCAGGAGCUGAGGCAAGAGCAGGAGCUGAGGCGAGAGCGCGAGCUGAGGCAGGGGCAGGAGCUGAGGCGAGAGCGCGAGCUGAGGCAGGAGCAGGAGCUGAGGCGUGAGCAAGAGCUGAGGCAAGAGCAGGAGCUGAGGCGAGAACAGGAGCCUAGGCAGGAGCUGAGGCGAGAGCGCGAACUGAGGCAAGAGCAGGAGCUGAGGCAGGAGCAGGAGCUGAGGCGUGAGCAAGAGCUGAGGCAAGAGCAGGAGCUGAGGCGAGAACAGGAGCCUAGGCAGGAGCUGAGGCGAGAGCGCGAACUGAGGCAAGAGCAGGAGCUGAGGCGAGAGCGCGAGCUGAGGCAGGAGCAGGAAUGGCUGGCUGAGGAGGACGAGCAGACGCGGGUCCGGGAACCCGGUGAGAGCAUCACCCAGAGGUGGCAGUGGCUGCCCGAAAGCGAGGCAGAAGCCCGUCAGAAUAAGGUCUACUCCAGGCCUCGCAGGCAGGAGCACAGGCUUCGAGAGGAGUUGGAGGAGCGACAGCUCCGGGAACAGGAGGAGCAGCGCCGCGACCUCCAACAGCAGCGCCGGGCUGAGGAGGCGCAGCAGCGUAGCCAGUGGGAGAGGCCGCAGCGGGCGGAGGAGCGCCUGGAGCAGGAGCAGCGGUUCCGCGAGAGGGAGGAGCAACGCUCUCAGAGACGCCAGGAGGAGGAGCAGCGCUUCCGGGAGGAGAAGCUGCAGAGAGCUGAGCUCCAGGACAGCCUCCUAGAGGAACGCCAGAGGCGACGCCAGGCGGAGCGCCGGGAGCCAAACAGGAGCCGGCAACUGGAGGAAGAAAGCCAGAGGCGCCACUCGCUGUACUCCAAACCCAGCCAGAGGCAGCGGAGGGAGGAAGAGCAACGUGAGGAGCGGCUGCUGCAAGAAGAGGAGCAGCAGCAGCGCCAGCAGCGCGAGAGCAAAUAUCGCCAGGAGGACCUGCAGCAGGAGGAAGAGCGGCUGCAGCGAGAAGAGCAGCUGCAGAGGGAAAGGAGGCGGCGGCAGAGGGAGAGGCAGUAUCAAGAGGAGGAUCUGCAGCAGGAGGAAGAGCGGCUGCAGCAGGAAGAGGAGCGGCUGCAGAGGGAAAGGAGGCGCCUGCAGCGAGAGAGGCAGUAUCAAGAGGAGGAUCUGCAGCAGGAGGAAGAGCGGCUGCAGCAGGAAGAGGAGAGGCUGCAGAGGGAAAGAAGGCGCCUGCAGCGGGAGAGGCAAAAUCAAGAGGAGGACCUGCAGCGGCUGCGGGAUGAAGAUCAGCGCAGGGAUCUGAAAUGGCAGUGGCAACCAAAGAAAGAAAAUGAAGUUCGUAGUAACAGGCUCUUCUCCAAACGCAGAGAGGAUGAGGAAACUAUCCAGCAGCUGGAAGAUUCUCAGGAGCGAGAGAGACGGUUCCGUCAGGAUCGGCGGCCUCUGCAAGAGGAAGAGAAGACAGAGCUGGAGCAGGAGCGGAGGCGCAGACAGCAGCGCGACCGGCAGUUCCUAGCGGAAGAACAGCUGCAACGGGAGCGCCAAAGGGAAGCCAGAAGGCAAGAUGAGAAGUUCCAGGAGGAAGAGCAGUUCCUGAGAGAAUCAAGAAGACUGCCGCAGGAGAGAAAGUUCCUUGAGGAGGAAAAGCAGCUGCGGAAGGAACGGGAAGAAGAGAAGCCACGUCGAGAACAAGAGAGAGAAUUCCAGGAGGAGGAAGAGGAGCUGCGCUUCCAGGAGCGCCACCAGCAGCGUGAGGAAGAGGAGCUGAGGCGCCAGGAGCGCGACAGGAGAUUCCGCCGGGAACAGGAACGACGGCAGGAGCGUGAGGAAGAGGAGCUGAGGCGCCGGGAGCGCGACAGGAGAUUCCCCCGGGAACAGGAACAACGGCAGGAGCGUGAGGAAGAGGAGCUGAGGCGCCAGGAGCGUGAGGAAGAGGAGCUGAGGCGCCAGGAGCGCGACAGGAGAUUCCCUCGGGAACAGGAACAGCGGCUGGAGCGCGAGGAAGAGCAGCUGCGGGACAGGAAGUUCCGCCGGGAACAGGAACAGCGGCAGGAGCGUGAGGAAGAGGAGCUGAGGCGCCAGGAACGGGACAGGAGAUUCCGCCGGGAACAGGAACGACGGCAGGAGCGCGAGGAAGAGGAGCUGAGGCGCCAGGAGCGCGACAGGAGAUUCCCUCGGGAACAGGAACAGCGGCUGGAGCGCGAGGAAGAGCAGCUGCGGGACAGGAAGUUCCGCCGGGAACAGGAACAGCGGCAGGAGCGUGAGGAAGAGGAGCUGAGGCGCCAGGAACGGGACAGGAGAUUCCGCCGGGAACAGGAACGACGGCAGGAGCGCGAGGAAGAGGAGCUGAGGCGCCAGGAGCGCGACAGGAAGUUCCACCGGGAACAGGAACGACGGCAGGAGCGCGAAGAAGAGCAGCUGCGGGACAGGCAGUUCCGCCAGGAACGAGAGCUCCGCCGGGAAGGUGCGGAAGAGCAGCGCCGUCAGGAGCGCGACAGGAGAUUUCGCCGGGAACAAGAACUUCGCGAGGAGCUCCAGGAAGAGCAGCUGCGGGACAGGAAGUUCCGCGGGGAACCAGAGCUCAGGCGGGACAGGAAAUUCCGCGAGGAAGAAGAACGCCACCAGGAACUCGAGGAAGAGGAGAGAAGGCGCCAGAAACGUGACAGAAAAUCCCGCGAAGAACAAGAUUUCCGCCCGGAACUUGAGAGAGAGCAGCUGAGAGGCCAAGAUCGAGACCGAAAAUUGAGGGUAGAGGAGCAGCUUCACCGGGAGCGGGAGGAAGAGCAGCGCCGCCGCCAGGAACGGGACAGAAGAUUCCGCAGGGAACAAGAACUCCGCGAGGAACUCGAGGAAGAGCAGAGGAGGCGCCAGGAACGGGACAGAAGAUUCCGUGAGGAAAAGGAGCGCCGCCAGGAACUCGAGAAAGACCAGCUGCAGGGCAGAAAGUUCCGCGGGGAACAAGAGCUCAGGCGCGACAGAAGAUUCCAUGAGGAAGAAGAGCUCCGCAAGGAACUAGCAGAAGAGCAGCUGGAGCGCCAGGAACGUGACAGAAGUUUCCGCCGGGAACAAGAGCUCCGCGAGGAGCGCGAGGAAGAGCAGAGGAGGCGCCAGGAACGGGACAGAAGAUUCCGCCGGGAACAAGAGCUCCGCGAGGAACUCGAGGAAGAGCAGAGGAGGCGCCAGGAACGUGACAGAAGUUUCCGCCGGGAACAAGAGCUCCGCCAGGAGCGCGAGGAAGAGCAGCGCCGCCGCCAGGAGCGCGACCGAAGAUUCCGGGAGGAACCAGAGCUCCGGAAAGAAAGAGAGGAGCAGCAGCUGCGCCGCCAAGAACGCGAGGAAGAAGAACUUCGCUUUGAGCAGCAGAGUCAACGCCGGGAGCGCGAGCAACAAUUGAGACAGGUACGCGACAGGAAAGCCCGUGAGGAAGAAGAGCUUCGUCAGGAACGGGGAGAGCUGCUGCGCCGCGAUGUGCGAGAAGAGGAGCAGCUCCUCCGGGAAAGAGAGGAACGGCAGCGUGGCCUUCAGGACCGUGACAACAGAAGAUUCCGUGGAGAACCGGAAAGAGAAGAGCAGGAGCUGCGUCGCCAAGUAGGUGAGCAACAGCUGCGCCGAGAGCGGGACAGAAAAUUCCGUGAGGUAGAAGAGCUUCGCCAGCAAGAAGAGCAGCGGCGCCGCCAGGAGCGGGACAGGAAAUUCCGGGAAGAGAAACAGCUGCGCCAAGACCGCGAAGAACAGCAGUUCCGGAGGCAGAAGCGAGAAAGUCAGUACCCAGCUGAGGAGCAGUUUGCCAGGGAUGAGAUUCGUCGUCAGGAACAACGUCAAGAAGAGGAACAAAGACGUCGCCAAGAGCGGGAGAGAAAAUUCCAAGAGGAGCAGAUCCGUAGGCAGGAGGAAGAGAGGCGCCGCCAAAUCCUGGAGCCUGGCACACGCCAGUUUGCCAACGUCCCAGUGCGUUCCAGCCCUCUCUAUGAAUACAUCCAGGAGCAGAGGUCUCAAUACCGCCCAUAAAAGAUGCUGCCAACAUCCUGGCCACCAGCCAAAGCUUCAAGCAAAAGAAAAUGAGAAACACUGUGUAUCAAGUGUAUCACGUGUUUCUGGUUGUGGGAAAACUCUCUGAUAUUAGAAUAUGUCUUUUCCUCCAGAAUCUUAAACUAUGCCUAUUUCAUUUCUUUCAAUUCCUUGCUUUCAUUCUUCCUCAGGUAGUUCUUUAUUGCAAGAUGUCUUUGUUCUUUAGUGCAGAUAUGAUGUGCACUUAAAAAAAAAGCCAUUUAAUUUUUAAAAAGAAUUUUGUUUGAGGAGCACAUUGAUUUAUUGCCUUCAUAAAUAACAAUAAUGUAGCAAUUUGGUAUUCAAAAUAAUUGGGCCACUAUUUUUAGUGGUGGAUCAUCUUGUCUAGAGCUUUCGUUUUUUAAGUUUUAAGUUGACAUUUUCUUUGGCCUAAAUUUCAUUUGUCUUUACUUCCAAAUAGUUUUCUUGGUUUUUGUUACAUAAUUGUGACAGGUUCCAUUGGCAGGCUGAAAUUUUUACAGUCCUCAAAUAAUGCAAGGGGGGAGGGAUGAUUUAUGUAGAAAAAUAACAUAAAAUCAGUUCAUAACUGGAAGAAGUAUCUGUUAAGAGAAAGACUGGGACAAAAAUUAGAAUUUGGUAUUAUAUUUUUAUACUUAGCAGCACAUAAAAUCUCAUGAAGCAAAAGCAAGGUGUUUCUCAAACAACUCAAAUUUAAAACUGCUGUAAUUUGUAGAGCUCUGUUCCAUUUCCCCAAAUUUUGUUUGGUUUGAGAAUAUUACUAUUUCUGUACAUUUUGGUUUAGAGGGAACCUAUUCAAGAUCCUGUAAACAUCUUUCUUGUUUGGGUCCAACAACAGUUCACAGAGUGAUAGAAGAAGGAAAGGGGAGAUUGUAUGAACAGAGGACAAAUUUCUAGAGAUCUCUUUGCUAGACUUAUCAGCCCACUGUCUUUCAAGGCUUUAUACUACCUUAAAGACAUUCUUGUUCAAAUAAUUGGACUGUUAAAAAAUCAAUAAAUGUUUGGCAAAUAAUUA